Messenger RNA from Silurus meridionalis, 4899 nucleotides. Its product is annotated as ubiquitin carboxyl-terminal hydrolase 42-like. The coding region runs from base 907 to 4296 and encodes 1129 amino acids. The transcript is spliced from 19 exons. Gene Ontology annotation, biological process: regulation of apoptotic process; protein deubiquitination. The record is from RefSeq and is a predicted model, not a curated record. Gene Ontology annotation, cellular component: nucleus; cytosol. Gene Ontology annotation, molecular function: cysteine-type endopeptidase activity; cysteine-type deubiquitinase activity. NCBI's taxonomy places the organism in Eukaryota, Metazoa, Chordata, Actinopteri, Siluriformes, Siluridae.
CCCCCUAAUGGUAGCAGCCGAAAUGAUAAGAACAAGAGGAAGAGAAUAGUAUAAUAUCGAGUUCGUAUUAUCGUAUUAUGGCGACUUAAAGUUUUUUGUCAACCGAAUGCUUCUGUGUAUCCAACGAGCAAUGCAUUUGUGUAGACUAUUUAGCCUUUACAAAGUAAAUAUUAUAUGUAACAUUUUGGUUAUAUUUUUUCGUAUGAUAACGUCAAAUGCCGAUGCAUAUUGAUUUAUCACGUUAGCUUUAUUCUAUUGAUUUUGUGAUUUAUCCAUUGAGCACACCCCUAGCUCCUUUUUAAUGCCACUGUCACUGAACAAUACACUAUAGCAGGUCGCUUUCACGUUUGCAGAAUCUCCUGCCACGCUUUUCUAUCCUCGCCACCGUGCCUGCACUCUUUUCUUCACUUCUCUAACAUACUCUCCAUUACUUUGCAUAGCUGACUCCAGGUAUUUCAACUCAUUCACCUUCACCACCUCUGCUCCUUGUGUGUAGAUCAUUAAGCCCUUGCUGACUGCACUGUCUUAUACACAGGCUGGACCAGUGAACACCGCACCACCGAUUUCUCCGUGUAUUUAAACACGUGUAAAUAAGACUGCGAGCUCCCCGAUUGGCCCAGAAAUGCACACUAGCACUGGAGAAACAACUAAUUAACAACCUUCGUCCAUUAUACUUUUAAUACAACACAGUGCAACUGUCUGCUAAUAGCCACAGAGUCGGACAUUUUGGCGGAUAGGCUUCUAGACGCAAAAGCACAGGCCUGGUGCUGGUUGGUUGAAACCUGUAGCCUGUUACCCGGAUGUAGCAGUAGGGAAACUACGUCAUUGUUCACCGCCGGACGCUCUAUGGAUAUUAUAAUGGACGGACCCAACGAGAUAAUUAUGAAUAAAAUCACAGAAUAAACGAUGAAAAUAGUUGACACCGCUUUGGAGAACUCUGACUUUAAGUCAGCUCAGCGCAGUCCCCUGUCUCCUGUCCGCUCUGAGGAAGUGAACGGCACCAGCGUCGGCUGGAGUGUCGACACUUCCAACGUUGAGCUUUCCAGGACCAUGGCUACCUGUGUGGCUUCCAGCUGUGAUGUUGCUUCUUAUGGAGGCAACAAAGCAUUUCCUGCUGAUAGGCCAAAUGAACAAGUGGCCUUAAACAGUGGCGAUGGCAUCAAUCUGCCACAGAAGAUCCUGUUCCCAUCAGAGCGUCUCAGCAUGAAAUGGACCCAAGUGCACCAUAUUGGAGCAGGUCUUCAAAACCUGGGCAACACAUGUUUUCUGAAUUCAGCUCUUCAGUGUCUUUCUUACACUGCACCCUUUGCCAACUACAUGUUGUCAAGAGAGCAUUCCAAAACAUGUCAUGAAUCUGAGUUUUGCAUGCUGUGUACGAUGCAAAAUCACAUUACCCUGGUGUUUGCUAAUUCUGGGAAUGCCAUUAAACCCAUUGGCGUGCUGCAUGAACUAAAACGGAUUGCAAAGCAUUUCCGGUAUGGAAAUCAAGAAGAUGCCCAUGAGUUCUUGCGGUACACAGUGGAUGCUAUGCAAAAGUCCUGCCUGCCUACUAAUAAAUUGGACAGGUAUACGCAGGCCACUACUCUGAUCCAUCAGAUAUUUGGAGGAUAUCUGAGGUCUAGAGUAAAGUGUCGGAACUGUAAAGCCGUAUCGGAUACAUUUGAUCCUUUUUUGGAUAUUGCACUGGACAUUAAGAAUGCACCAUCUAUUAACAAGGCUCUUGAGCAGUUUGUGAAGCCUGAGCAGUUGGAUUGGGAGAAUGCGUACAGGUGCAGCAGUUGUAAAGAAAUGGUUCAAGCGUCCAAAAGAUUAACCAUUCACCGCAACUCCAACGUGCUCACCAUCUCUCUGAAACGCUUUGCCAACUUCAAUGGAGGCAAAAUCUCCAAGGAUGUGAGAUAUAAUGAAUAUUUUGACUUGCGGCCCUACAUGUCUCAGUCUCGUGGAGAUCCGCAGAUUUACGGGCUGUAUGCUGUCCUGGUUCACUCAGGCUUCAGCUGCUAUGAAGGACACUACUACUGCUAUGUAAAGGCAAGUAAUGGCCAGUGGUAUGAGAUGAACGAUUCAUCGGUGACUCCCACUGAUAUUCGUUCUGUGCUGGACCAACAAGCAUACCUGCUGUUCUACAUCAAGCAAGGGACAACAGAUCUGAAAAAUGGAGAUUUUAACCACAAGGGUUUUACUCCAAGCCACUCAUCUCCCCGGCCAGUAGUAAAACAGAGGCUAAAUGGGCAUUCUUGUACCUCCUCACCUAUAAUUGGCCCACAGCUCCCUCACAUGCUAAAGAAUAAUUCAUAUGUGAAUGGCAAUGGCUCCUCGAAGGAACAUAACAAUGGCUUAGAGCCCAGCAGCAGUGGCAUUAGUGAAGGGAACACCUCCGAUUUGUCUUCCUAUUCCUCCACAACUUCAUCCUCCGAUUCUGAUCAUCCCGUCCAACCCAGGAUCAAAAUGAGCUUUAUUGUUGCCAAUGGAAAGGUGGUACGGUGCAACCGGACCUUAUCGUCUGCAUCAACAUCCAGCAGUCAUUCGUCUCCAUUCACAGCUGGUCAUCAGCAUUUUCACCCUUCAUCUUCUACCUCAAAAUGCCAGCGCUCCAAGCAGGUCAAUGGCACAUCCUCAUACUGCACUGCUACUUUCCUGGUUCCUUAUGAUGAGAAAUCAUGUCAUGAGUCUGGCCUGGAGAGCAAAUUCUCGGACAGUAGCACGUUUAAGCCUCAUGCUGUUGCCAAGACAGCCAGUGAGAACGGUGGCAUGCACAGCCCUCUUUCUCAUAAUUCAAGCUCACUUUCACCCUGCAGAAAUCCAACAGACUCUCAGAGAUCCAACAGCCUCUCAGAGUCUUACACAGGUGCAAAUGGUUCAGGACACAGGCAUGUGAAUGGCCAUCACAAAGUCAAUGGCCUUAAACAUCCCGAAAAGACUUCAGACAGUCCUGCCUCUGCUUCUUCCAUAACUGACUCUGAUUCGCAGCGUGUGUCAAACUGUCCCAGAUCAGAGGGCCUUCUUUCCCCAUCAAUCAGUACGGAAAGGGCUAAACCACUCACCAACCCUCUUGUUCAGCGUGUCUCGAACCCAGCACCCACACUGGGCACAGACAUCCAGGCAUUGUCUAAGCCAGCAGAGGUGAUGCCUAAAACACAGGCGACCUUAACAGAGGCGUCAAGUAAAGAGAAGGCCACAAAAGAGUCUGCUGUGAGCAAUCACAAUCUCACCCAGCAGAAGAAUGAUAAUCCUCCAUCACAGAGAAGUCCCAAGAUGGCAAAUAUCUGUAAACAAACAAAUGGCAAAGACAACAUGAAAAUGUGUCAGUCUGGCAAACCCAGUUCUUUUGAACGGAAAAGACCGGCUGAGCGCCAAGAGCAUUACCGAUAUUUGACUCCUACAAAGGACAAGGAUGGAGACAAAAAGAGCAGUCGAAACUGCAAAGAGCGUUAUGGACACAGCCAUCGGUCAGAAAAAGAGUAUUACCCACCUAGGAAACGCUUCCGCGAUUCCUCCAGAGAUAAAGAGGCAGCUCAGUACCGGGACAAAUACGCGGACCGUCACAGAGACUGCCACUACAAAAGAGGGAGAGAGGAGUGUUCGUGGGAUCGGGAGUGGGACAGGAUAUACCAGACCUCGCACCGCUCUUCAAGCCACUAUCAUAGAGAGCCAGAUUCGCGGCAUGCACGCAAAGACCAUUGUGAUAAGUGGCACUACAGCGGAGAGCAGAGCAGCAAACGAGCAAAGAUCUCAUCUCCACGUUCCACCAUCUCCACCUUCUCACCCCUGGAGCAGGGGACCAGAAAACACAGCAUGUCAGGUGAUGACCGCACAUCCGAGGAGCACUUAAAAAGGUCAAAGAAGAAAAAUAAAGAUAGACACAGGAGUUUCGGAAGUGAUCUUGAGUAUGACAAGAACCGGAGCGGCAGCUCCAGCCGACACAGAAAGAAGAAAAAGAAGAGGAGGAGGCACGAGGUGGAGGAAAGAUCUCACAGAGAGAGUCCGUCGACCCACAACUCAGACAAGCGCGAUAGGAAAGGCAGGAAAGGAGAGGGGAGGAGCCAUAAGCAGCAGCCCAGUCUUGAGCGAGGCGAUUCUCCUCAUCACACCAAGCAGUCAGGCGCUGAGAACCAUCACCAGCUCAAUAGUCACUCUGGUAAUUGUAUAAACCAUUACAGUGGAUAUGUCCAAGGAUUCUGUGGUAAAGAAAUUGAUGUGCAGGUUAAAUAUGGAGACCUGAACCGUACAUCUAACAGCAAAAUGUUCUUCUGUGGAGGCAAAACUGGAGAUUCAGGACCUGUCCCCUGCAGAUAAAACAUUUGUCAUUCGGGAGACAUCUAAUAGACCCAAGAUAUGUUUUGAGGACAAAAAAAAUACUCUACACUUUCAAAAUUAUUGUUAAGGUGCUUUAUUCUAUGAAAUAUAUACUGUAUUUUUUGCUGCAAGAAUGCUUUAAAUUUUUUAGGGUUAAAAGACUUUUUUUUUUUUUUUUUUUUUUUUUUUAAACCAUGCUCUAUGGCUGAACUUUUGAAGAUGAAUAUGAAAAAUGUAAAAAAAAAAAUGUUUUAUUAAUAUAUACACUUAAACCGGGAAGCCUGGAGCUUUUACAUCAAAAUUGCUGCUCAGACAUUGACUCAGGACUUUCUCACUUGUGAAGAUGACACACAUUCUCCCUUUAAGGACACAUACCUGGGAAUGAUGAAAAAAAGAACUAAAAUGCUGCAUAAAAGUGGAAAGACUGCCUCCCGGCUGUUAUGAUGUCACGGUUUUCAUUUUUGUUUAAAAUUUCAGUGGAACAGAUUUUUUGUGUGCUUUGUGUGCACUUACACCACAGUUAACCUGGACAAACUUGACAUUUUCUGCCUAUUUUUCUUUUUAUUGUAUUUUCAUUAAACUCCAGACUGUCAAUCCCCAGGA